Fusarium keratoplasticum is the source of this 1713-nucleotide messenger RNA. Its product is annotated as PPM-type phosphatase domain-containing protein. Gene Ontology annotation, molecular function: protein serine/threonine phosphatase activity; cation binding. NCBI's taxonomy places the organism in Eukaryota, Fungi, Ascomycota, Sordariomycetes, Hypocreales, Nectriaceae. The record is from RefSeq and is a predicted model, not a curated record. The transcript is spliced from 2 exons. Gene Ontology annotation, biological process: protein dephosphorylation. Bases 1 to 1713 code for a protein of 570 amino acids.
AUGUUUGGCGGCAGUUCCAACUCUGCAGGCAACAAAUCUGAAAGCGAUUCGAAGUCUGACAAGUCUCCCUCGCCCGAGCCUAGUCUCGGAGCGAGUGCCCCGACUCCCAUCAAGACGACCGAUCAAGCCGCGAGCGGCGAGAAACGAAGUGGAAAUGGCAGCCCUCCAACCCGCCAGGAAACCGGUGGCUCGGGCGACAAGAAGCGCCGGAGUAGUAGCGUCAGCAGUCGCGCCAGCAGCCUGCUGGCCUCGGCCAAGAACUCGCUCAACUUCUCUUCUCAGAGUAGUCGCGGCGGGUCCUCUGAAGUGAGCUCGCAGACGCCUCUGCAGAAACUUGGCAAGCAAGAUCCCGCUCUAGUGGUCCCUCAGGGCCAACAUAACAACUCGGCUGGAGAGUCUGUACCUGGACCCAAGUCUACGUUCCGCGUCGGCGUUUGGGAAGAUAGAAACAAGAAAUGCCGCCGGACCAUGGAAGACACCCACGCCUUCCUGUACAACUUUGUUCAGACCCCAGCUCUAAAUGAUACGUCCGCAAAGGACAAGUCAGAGGGAGAAGACCAGGAGUCAGCUGUCUCGGACAUGGUUGAGUCUGACAAUGGCUAUUUUGCCAUCUUUGAUGGUCAUGCCGGCACCUUUGCCGCUGACUGGUGCGGCAAGAAGCUGCACAUUAUCCUCGAGGAUAUCAUACGCAAGAAUCCCAAUGCUCUGAUCCCCGAAGUUCUAGACCAGGCCUUCACAACGGCUGAUGCCCAGCUUGAGAAGCUCCCGCUCAAGAACAGUGGCUGUACCGCGGCCGUCGCGGUGCUGCGCUGGGAAGAACGCGCCUCGAACGAUCGCUCGGCUGUCAAGCCUGUUAAGCCUGAAGAGCCUACCGAAACGGACAAGGCCAAGGAUGGAGCCAGCAGUGAAGGUGCCAAUGCGGCAACCAAGGCAGCCGUCGCGAAAACGAAAGGAGGCAAUGCACGUCAGCGUGUUCUGUACACAGCCAACGUCGGCGAUGCCCGUAUUAUCCUUUGCCGGGCCGGAAAGGCCCUGCGCCUUUCUUACGACCACAAGGGUAGUGAUGAGGUCGAAGGCAAGCGAAUUGCUGCCGCCGGCGGCUUGAUUCUGAACAACCGUGUGAAUGGUGUUCUGGCCGUGACCCGCGCUCUCGGUGACGCUUACAUGAAGAAGCUUGUCACCGGACACCCUUACACUACAGAAACGGUCAUCCAGGCCGAUAGCGAUGAGUUCAUCAUCAUUGCUUGCGAUGGAAUUUGGGAUGUGUGUAGCGACCAAGAGGCCGUUGACCUUGUGCGAAAUGUUGACGACCCCAUCUCUGCUUCGAAGCUGCUUGUGGACCAUGCCCUAAAUCGCUUCAGUACCGAUAACCUAUCCUGUAUGGUGGUCCGACUGGACCAAACCAAGGAGGCUGCGGUCGAAGCGGAGGGCGCAGCAUCUCAGGUCAGCGAGGCGGAUAAGAUUGUCAGUGAGACCAAGCAGAAGAUUGCAGAAGGCAGCACACCUGCCGUUGGAGUAUCAGCAAGUAGCAACGCUAGCAACUCCGACCCCCCUAUAGCUGUACAAGAGGGGGAGUUUGUGCCCACGUCGCUUGACGAGGCUGUUGUGGAAGAACCUGUUCAUGUCUCAGACCCCAAGUCGGAGGAGGUGCCUGUUCUGAACAAGGUGGUUGUUGAGGAGGCUCGGAAGGACAAGCCGGACGAGAAGGCCUAG